GUAUUCCACUCAAAAAAAUUUAAGCACCUAUGAUCGAGAUCGACAAGUCAUUCAGCUACUUCAAGCCCAUUUCGGCAAGAUGUUGUGUGGUUGUGUGGUGAUUACCAAUCCGUUCCCCAAACACACCUCCUUUCUCCGAUUCUCCGUACCCACAUUUAAACUCAACCUCACCUCUCCCCAAAACACCUUCACAACAUGAAGUGAACAACCAAAACUCAGCAAAAUGGCAUCCCCAAUCCAGCAAACCAUUACCAGAUUGAUCUCACACUACCCAUGGGCCACCUCCCCUCUCAUCGUUGGAGCGCCCAUGAAAGUGAUCGCCGGGCCCUCCCUCGCCAUCGCCGUCUCGAGCGCCGGAGGCCUGGGCUUCAUCGGGCCCGGCGCCUCACCCUCUGAUCUCGAGUCCUCCCUCUCCCUCGCCUCGCAACUGAUCUCCUCCUCGCCUUCCCUCUCCAAGUUCGCCCAAGAAACCGGAACUUUACCUAUUGGCGUAGGCUUCCAGACCUGGGCCGGCGAUCUCCGCGUUGCAACUCAGGUGCUAGAGAAGUUCAAGCCGAGCGCUGUGUGGCUUUUCGCGCCUAGGCAUGGACAGAAGGAACUGGAUGAGUGGAGUAGGAAGAUUAGGGAAGUGAGUAGGGGGACGAAGAUUUGGAUUCAGGUGCCGAGUGUCGCAGAUGCUGUUGCGGCGGCGAAGAGCGAGGAGAGGGCCGAUGUGCUUGUUGUCCAGGGUGCUGAUGCUGGGGGUCAUUCGAGGUCGAAAGGGGCAGGGAUCAUUACGUUGCUGCCUGAGGUUUACGAUGCUGUGAAUGACGGAGUGGAGCCUGAGAAUCAGAUUCCGUUGAUUGCUGCAGGAGGGAUUAUUGAGCAACGUGGUGCGGGUGCUGCGAUGGUGUUAGGUGCUGCUGGUGUGGCGAUGGGGACGAGAUUUUUAGCGAGCAGAGAGGCGACGAUCAACAGGGGGUAUCAAAGGCACAUUGUUGAUGCUAGUGAUGGGGGUCAGAACACAGUCAGGACGCAGCUGUAUAAUUGGUUGAGGGGCGAGAGGAACUGGCCGGCCGGAUGGGAUGCAAGGGGUUUGGUUAAUGAGAGUUGGAGGGAUCAUGAUAAGGGUGUGGAGUUUGAGAGGAAUAGAGAGUUGUAUGCUGAGGCUGCGAAGAAGGGAGAGGGGGGGUGGGGAGAAAGGGGGCGGAUGGCGACAUAUGCGGGGACUGGUGUUGGGUUGGUCAGGGGGGUGAAGGGGGCUGGGGAGAUUGUCUCCGAGGUGAGAGAUGGGAUCCGGAAGGUGAUUAGUAGAGCUUCAAAUGAACUUUGAGUUCCACUACAAAUAGCGGCAAGGCGUAAGGCUGACCUUUGAAGGCUUUUUGUCCCAGGAAAGCGGACGACUGGGUUUUACCCGUCGUCUCUACCGUACUCGGGGAACUGCCGGACUGCUUGUCAGGGGGUGUCUCCACCGCUCUUUUGGCACUGAAGAAGCCCGCUUCCACUAAGCUUUGGAGGAAGAGGGGUGACUUUCGCUUCGCCUCGACCAUAGUCGUCUACAAAACUACAAAAAUAGGUACCAGGCUGUCGGGGCGCCAUCGAGGUCG
Hyaloscypha bicolor E is the source of this 1586-nucleotide messenger RNA. RefSeq names its product 2-nitropropane dioxygenase precursor. Lineage: Eukaryota; Fungi; Ascomycota; Leotiomycetes; Helotiales; Hyaloscyphaceae. The transcript has 2 exons. Gene Ontology annotation, molecular function: nitronate monooxygenase activity. The record is from RefSeq and is a predicted model, not a curated record. Bases 224 to 1312 code for a protein of 362 amino acids.